AUGAAGAAAUAAUUGAGAAUAACUUCUGCGCCUAUUGGAGUGGAAGCAAAACCAACUGAGCAAGAGAAGAAAGUUACUCUUGAGUCUUCUUUCUUCUAAAAACUAAAAGAAGAAUUAAAGAAGUACGAAUACGUUACCAGUAACGAGUACUUCUAAAAAAAUUUUGAUGUAGAAAAAAUGAAAACACUCAGUAAGGCUUGGGACAUGUAUAGAAAAUUGAAAGCUAAAGCUCACGAAGUAGUCUAAGAAGGAUUUGAAUUAUAUAAGAAUUGUGAAAAGAAAGAAAAAGAUGAUAAAUUAGAAACAGUCAUUGAUACUUACAAUAAGAUUAAAGAAAAAGAAAAGCUACAAGAAAAAGACUAAAAAACCUCUACUUCAUCAAAGAUAGAGCCUCAAAUAGUAUGGAGAAACGAGAAGAAAGAUGACAAAUACGAUCACAAGCAGAUCGGUGAAAUCUAUGUUAUUUUGUUCUUUGGUUUACAGUUAAGAUCUCUAUGUGACUUUUUAUAUACGAACCUUAACCCACAAAAAACAGAAACAUCAAAAGAAGAAGAUGUCUUAUCAAAAUAAAGACAUGAAUACUUCAACCAAACAAUUCCUAAUUUCAUCUAAAAAACGAAACAGAAAAUUUACUAUCAAGACUUACCAAAUAAAGAUAGAAAAUUAGUAGAUAGAAUUUCACUUGGAUAUUAAGCCAAAUCCGAUUGA
This is a messenger RNA of Tetrahymena thermophila SB210, 708 nucleotides long. RefSeq lists its product as hypothetical. NCBI's taxonomy places the organism in Eukaryota, Ciliophora, Oligohymenophorea, Hymenostomatida, Tetrahymenidae. The record is from RefSeq and is a predicted model, not a curated record. The transcript has a single exon.